Molecule: messenger RNA, 1360 nt
Organism: Chanos chanos (milkfish)
Lineage: Eukaryota; Metazoa; Chordata; Actinopteri; Gonorynchiformes; Chanidae
Gene: kctd9b
Product: potassium channel tetramerization domain containing 9b
Exons: 12
Coding region: 1-1170 (389 amino acids)
Biological process (GO): protein homooligomerization
Molecular function (GO): protein binding
Source: RefSeq, a predicted model, not a curated record
AUGAGAAGGGUUACACUCUUUGUUAAUGGCACGUCCACAAAUGGCAAGGUUGUGGCAGUGUACGGAAGUUUGGUCGACCUAUUGUCUGUCGCAAGCAGUAAGCUGGGAAUCAAAGCCUCUAACAUUUACAAUGGGAAAGGAGGCCUUAUUGACGAUAUAGCACUCAUAAGGGAUGAUGACGUCCUGUAUGUCUCUGAGGGAGACUCGUUUGUAGAUCCGGUGGAAGAUUCUGAACACCAAAGAGAAGUCCGUUCGCGAGCUCACACUGACUGGUUGACGCUGAACGUAGGAGGUCGUUGUUUUACCACCACUAGGAGCACACUGGUGAAGGAGCCCGAGAGCAUGCUAGCCCACAUGUUCAGAGAUAAAGAUGUGUGGGGAAACACGCAGGAUGAGCACGGCGCCUACCUGAUUGACCGCAGCCCUGACUACUUUGAGCCCAUCUUAAACUACCUGAGACACGGUCAGCUGAUCAUCAACGAUGGCAUUAAUCUGCUGGGGAUUUUAGAAGAGGCUCGUUUUUUUGGGAUAGAACGCCUGGCCGAGCAGCUGGACGGUUUAAUCAAGAAUUCCCAGCCGCCCGAUGACCACUCUCCCAUCUCCCGUAAAGAGUUUGUUCGUUUCCUGCUUGCCACGCCCACAAAAUCAGAGCUACGCUGUCAGGGCCUGAAUUUCAGCGGUGCGGAUCUCUCUCGUCUAGACCUGCGUUACAUCAACUUCAAAAUGGCCAACCUCAGCCGAUGUAACCUCACGCACGCCAACCUGUGCGGCAGCAGCCUGGAGCGCGCCGAUCUGUCCAACUCCAACCUGGACGGCGCUAAUUUGCAAGGUGUGAAGAUGCUUUGCACUAAUGCAGAGGGAGCAUCUCUGAGGGGGUGUAACUUUGAGGAUCCAGCGGGACUAAAGGCUAAUUUGGAAGGGGCCAAUCUGAAGGGGGUGGACAUGGAGGGCAGUCAGAUGACGGGCAUUAACCUGCGCGUGGCCACACUGAAGAACGCCAAGCUGAAGAACUGUAACCUGCGCGGGGCCACUCUGGCCGGGACCGACCUGGAGAACUGUGACCUGUCUGGGUGUGACCUGCAGGAGGCAAACCUGCGAGGUUCCAACGUGAAAGGAGCCAUAUUUGAGGAGAUGCUGACGCCUCUUCACAUGUCUCAGAGUGUCAGAUAGCGCCCCCUGCUGGCUGUCCACAGCCCGUGUGUGCACCCGCCUGUGUGUUGUGUUCUGUCCUUACAGUGCUGUUGCAUGGAGACAUUGAGCUGCUCGUUCUUCCAGUGGGAACAGCCUCCUGUAGCUGAGCCCUGACAACCAUCAGGGAUUAGGCCCUGACCAAACACACACUCCUCUCACACCCCGUGAA